AAGUAAUGUACAGAGCAUACGUAGAGGCGUUAAGAAUGACUUCUACCAAAACAUCAUCGAAUCUGAAAAUUGUUAUGUUUGUCGGGUCGGCAAGGGAUGGAAGACUUGGAGAAAGAGUGAAGCAGUUUAUGGUGAAGCAACUGGAAUCCAGACAAUAUGAUAUUAGUGUUAUUGAUGCAGCCGAUAACGAAUUUAGUAUGCUGAAUAAACCAGUGUUUUUUUAUGGUAAAGAUAGAGAAGGAGCUCCACCAUUUCUGGUGGAGAAGGAGAAACUUGUCAAGGAAGCAGAUGCUUAUGUGAUUAUCUCCCCUGAAUACAACCACUGUAUACCACCAGGUCUCUCAAACAUGAUUGACCAUUUUGGAGGCAGUUGUUUCUCCAAGAAACCAAGUGGCCUUGUCACAUACUCAGCAGGGCAAUAUGGAGGGAUGCGUGCAGCCAUGCAACUAAGAGCACUGACUGGAGAACUAGGAUGUCUCAGCGUGUCCAAUAUAUUUGGUAUACCUUCUGCCCAGAAAUCUCUAGAUUCUGAAGGAAACCCGCUCAAUGAACACAUGGAAUCUGGUGCAAACAAAUUGCUUACCCAGUUGGACUGGAUGGCAUGGGCAAUGAAAAAUCAUCGUGCCGUUUCAAACGUAGACUUUUAAUACAGAGUCAUGAGGGUUUAGUUUUAGAUGAUAUGCUUUACUUCAAAGAAAAUUUGAGGAAUUUAUAUAUUUUUGAAAAGAAUUAGUUUGGAAUAGUGGUGGAUCCCAAGGUCAUGUAGUUGAUUUAGUAUGUGUUUAUAAUCUUCAUUAUGCAGACCUGUUCUACACCACUAACGUCAUUAUUUAAGUUUGUGUAGGUGUGGUAGAAUCAACUUGCCAUUAUUUAAGUUUGUGUAGGUGUGGUAGAAUCACUAUU
Molecule: messenger RNA, 903 nt
Organism: Ylistrum balloti
Lineage: Eukaryota; Metazoa; Mollusca; Bivalvia; Pectinida; Pectinidae
Product: NADPH azoreductase-like
Exons: 3
Coding region: 6-647 (213 amino acids)
Cellular component (GO): cytosol
Molecular function (GO): FMN binding; oxidoreductase activity
Source: RefSeq, a predicted model, not a curated record